Molecule: messenger RNA, 1347 nt
Organism: Trypanosoma grayi
Lineage: Eukaryota; Euglenozoa; Kinetoplastea; Trypanosomatida; Trypanosomatidae
Product: phosphoglycerate kinase
Exons: 1
Coding region: 1-1347 (448 amino acids)
Biological process (GO): glycolytic process; gluconeogenesis
Cellular component (GO): cytosol
Molecular function (GO): phosphoglycerate kinase activity; ATP binding; ADP binding
Source: RefSeq, a predicted model, not a curated record
AUGACACUGACAGAGAAGAAGAGCAUCGAUCAGGUGGACAUGAAGGGGAAGAGGGUCCUGCUGCGUGUGGACUUCAAUGUCCCCGUGAAGGAUGGAAAGAUCACGAACGACUACCGCAUCCGUGCAGCCCUGCCGACGAUCCAGAAGGUGCUGAAAGACGGAGGCAGCUGCAUCCUGAUGAGCCACCUCGGCCGGCCGAAGGGCGUGCGCAUCUCGGAGGCGGCACCUGCUGGCGGUGACCAUGCGCCCGGCUACGAAGCGGCGGCGACGCUGCAGCCUGUGGCGCAGCGCCUUGGCGAGCUGCUGGGCUCUCCCGUGAUGUUCGCCCCAGACUGCCUCAACGCCGCGUCGACGGUGGAGAAGCUCGCGCCUGGUUCCGUCGUGCUGCUGGAGAACGUGCGCUUCUACGCGGAGGAGGGCAGCAAGAAGGUGGAGGAGCGUGAGGCGAUGGCGCGCGUGCUGGCGUCGUACGGCGACGUGUACAUCAGCGAUGCGUUCGGCACUGCGCACCGCGACAGCGCGACGAUGACGGGCAUCCCGAAGCUGCUGGGCCACGGCGCGGCGGGCUACCUGAUGGAGAAGGAGAUCUCGUACUUUGCAAAGGUGCUUGGCAACCCCGCGCGGCCACUCGUGGCGAUUGUGGGUGGGGCAAAGGUGAGCGACAAGAUCCAGCUGCUGGACAACAUGCUGCAGCGCAUUGACUACCUGAUCAUUGGUGGCGCGAUGGCGUACACGUUCCUGAAGGCGCAGGGCCAUCGCAUUGGUAUCUCGAUGUGCGAGGAGGACAAGCUGGAGCUGGCGCGCUCGCUGCUGAAGAAGGCGGAGGACCGCAAGGUGCAGGUUCUGCUUCCGGUGGACCAUGUGUGCCACACAGAAUUCAAGGCUGUGGACGCGCCGCUUGUGACGGAGGGCGUGGACAUCCCAGAUGGUUACAUGGCGCUUGACAUCGGCCCCAAGACGAUCACCAACUACGUGGAGGUGGUGGCGAAAUGCAAGAGCGCGAUCUGGAACGGGCCGAUGGGUGUGUUCGAGAUGGCGCCGUACUCGAAGGGCACCUUUGCGAUUGCGAAGGUGAUGGGCGACGGCACGCAGAACCACGGGCUGAUGAGCAUCAUCGGUGGCGGCGACAGCGCGAGUGCGGCGGAGCUGAGCGGUGAGGCGCACCGCAUGUCGCACGUGUCGACCGGUGGCGGUGCGUCGCUGGAGCUGCUGGAGGGCAAGACGCUCCCCGGCGUCGCCAUCCUCGACGANCACCGCAUGUCGCACGUGUCGACCGGUGGCGGUGCGUCGCUGGAGCUGCUGGAGGGCAAGACGCUCCCCGGCGUCGCCAUCCUCGACGAGAAGUAG